Molecule: messenger RNA, 1980 nt
Organism: Chaetomium strumarium
Lineage: Eukaryota; Fungi; Ascomycota; Sordariomycetes; Sordariales; Chaetomiaceae
Product: ADC synthase
Exons: 3
Coding region: 1-1791 (596 amino acids)
Biological process (GO): L-tryptophan biosynthetic process
Source: RefSeq, a predicted model, not a curated record
AUGGCUUCGCAGGGCAAACUCGAUGUCCGGCCGACGGCUGCCGAGGCCCACCGGCUCUUUGAGCAGACUGGCAAGGCCACACCCCGGCCAACACUGCUGCCCGUGUGUAUCACAGUGCCCUCCGACCUGUUGACGCCGUCGGCCAUCUAUCUGAAGCUGUCGAAUGGUCAAUUGCUGAUCAUUCUCCCCAGCGCCACGGCCGACUACUCGUUCCUGUUAGAGAGUGCGACGGGAAGCACGGAGACAAUCGGGCGGUACAGCUUUAUCGGAGCUAAUCCCAGGAAGGUGCUUGCUACCGGUCCCGGCUACGAUGAUGUCGGGGAUCCGCUGCGCGCCCUGGAAGCCCAGCUCGGCCAGGACCGCGUGCUCAGCGUCCCGUCGCUCAAGCUGCCCAGCCUGACGGGCGGCGCGGUCGGCUACAUCUCGUACGACUGCAUCAAGUACUUUGAGCCCAAGACGGCCCGCCCGCUCAAGGACAACCUGCACAUCCCCGAGGCCCUGUUCAUGAUCUUCGACACCAUCGUGGCCUUCGACCACUUCUUCCAGGCCCUCACCAUCAUCACUCACAUGAGGCUCCCGCAGAGCCCCGCGGACGACUUCCAAGCAGCUUACGACGACGCCUACGCCACCAUCCGCUCGACGCUCGACCGUAUCCAGCAGCCGGAAACGCCGCUGCCGCCCAAGAACCCGGCCAACCCCGUCUCCUCGCAGCAGUACGCUUCCAACGUCGGGCGACACGGCUACGAGUCGUUCGUCACCAGCCUCAAAUCGCACAUCGUCAAGGGCGACAUCAUCCAAGCGGUGCCGUCGCAGCGCUUCUCGCGCAGCACCUCGCUGCACCCCUUCAACAUCUACCGCACGCUGCGCACGCUCAACCCUUCCCCGUACCUCUUCUUCCUGUCCUGCGCCGACUUCCACAUCGUGGGCGCCUCGCCCGAGUGCCUGAUGAAGACGGACGGCUACGCGCCGCUCCCCGUCGACGCGCGCUUCCGCUACGCCUCAGCUCCGGAGCAAGCGCGCUCGCGGCACCGGCCGCGCAUCGUCAACCACGCGAUCGCGGGCACGAUCCGGCGGGGCGCCAACCCGGCCGAGGACGACGCGCUGGCGGCCGAGCUGCACGCCAGCACCAAGGACCGGGCCGAGCACGUCAUGCUGGUCGACCUGGCGCGCAACGACGUCAACCGCGUGUGCCACCCGUCGACCGUGAAAGUCGACCGGCUGAUGCGCAUCGACAGGUUCAGCCACGUGCAGCACCUCACGAGCGAGGUGUCGGGCCUGCUGCGGCCCGAGUGCACCCGCUGGGACGCCAUGCGCAGCAUCUUCCCCGCCGGCACGGUCUCGGGUGCGCCCAAGAUCCGCGCCAUGGAGCUGAUCUACGACCUGGAGCAGGAGAAGCGCGGCAUCUACGCCGGCGCGGCGGGCUGGUUUGCGUAUGACGUGGUGCGGGUGGAGAACAACACCAACGGGGCGAAUGCAGGAGGGGAUGGGGAGGAAGUGGAGGUGGUGCUGGACGAGGGCCAGAUGGACACGUGCAUCGCGAUCCGGACGAUGCUGGUCAAGGACGGCGUGGCGUAUCUCCAGGCGGGCGGGGGCAUCGUGUUUGAUAGUGAGAAGACGGAGGAGUGGAUGGAGACGAUGAACAAGCUCGCCGCGAACCUGCGGUGCAUCGAGCUGGCCGAGAGGCACUAUGGCGAAGGCGCCGAGGGCAAGUCGGUGCAGGAGAUCAUUGACGAGGAGAGGCGCAAGGGGGACGAGUUCUAUCGCCUGCAGACCAUGAGCGCUGGGGCGUAGGGCCUUGCAAGAAGCUGUUGGAAAAGCAAAGAGGGGAGAGUUGUCAUUGGGGCUAGAUAGCAGAGACAAGUUCGAUGUAUCUAGUGAUAGGCAAGUCGACUGAGCUUGAAGUAACCUGAGCUGCUGCCAUGCUAGCACGAUUGUCACAGCAGGGGCUGGCGUCUUGGUCUUUGAUAUUGCACCCUUCUA